Molecule: messenger RNA, 3727 nt
Organism: Ylistrum balloti
Lineage: Eukaryota; Metazoa; Mollusca; Bivalvia; Pectinida; Pectinidae
Product: transaldolase-like
Exons: 9
Coding region: 67-1062 (331 amino acids)
Biological process (GO): pentose-phosphate shunt; carbohydrate metabolic process; pentose-phosphate shunt, non-oxidative branch
Cellular component (GO): cytoplasm; intracellular anatomical structure
Molecular function (GO): transaldolase activity
Source: RefSeq, a predicted model, not a curated record
ACUUCCGGCAGCUUCACAAGGAGGACGUAUUUUCGUGCGGAGACUUGAUUAUAUCUUUAACCGAAAAUGUCUGAGCCCCAAACUAAACGCCAAGCUUUAACAGCUUUAGAACAACUUAGAGGUUUGACUGUUGUAGUUGCUGACACUGGGGAUUUUGAGGCCAUUGGAAAAUACAAGCCAACAGAUGCCACCACAAACCCAUCCCUCAUUUAUGCGGCCUCACAAAUGGAUGCAUAUCAAGAUCUUGUUGAAGAGGCAUUAGAAAAUGCCAGGAACAUGGGAGGAUCAGUUGAGGAACAAGUAACAAAUGCAGUUGAUGAUGUUUACGUUAAAUUUGGAUGUGAAAUUCUGAAGAUUAUUCCAGGCCGUGUCUCAACAGAGGUGGAUGCAAGAAUGUCAUUUGAUAAAGAUGCCAUGAUUGAAAAGGCACUGAAACUGAUAGAUUUAUAUCAGGAACAAGGUAUUGGCAAAGACAGGAUUCUCAUCAAACUUUCAUCUACAUGGGAAGGAGUGGAGGCAGCCAGGGUUUUGGAGAAGGAAUAUGGUAUCCAUUGUAAUAUGACUUUAUUGUUCAACUUCCAUCAGGCAGUUGCAUGUGCAGAGGCAAACGUAACUUUGAUCUCGCCGUUUGUUGGUCGUAUCUUCGACUGGUUUGUCAAGAAUACUGACCAAAAGUCAUAUACGAUGCUUGAGGACCCAGGUGUGAAAAGUGUGACAAAGAUUUACAACUACUACAAGAAGUUUGGUUACAAGACAGUGGUGAUGGGAGCUUCCUUCCGUAACACUGAUCAAAUCAAGGGGCUUGCUGGCUGUGAUCUACUUACUAUUUCGCCAUCCUUACUACAGAAGCUUGCUGACACAUCUGAGGAGGUGGUUCAGCAGCUUUCAGAAAAGAAAGCAAACUUACAAGAUCUGGAGAGAGUAGAAGUGGACGAGAAAAUUUUCCGCUUUGAAAUGAAUGAGGAUGCCAUGGCAACAGAAAAACUUGCAGAAGGCAUCCGAAAAUUUGCAGCUGAUGCCAGAAAAUUGGAAACUGAAUUCAGGAAAAGGUUGCAGAGCUAAUGUAGACGUCAUUUGUCAGGAUGUGCAUUUUCUGUAUUAUCAUGAAGGAAAUUGCCAUUGUCAUUACAAAUGUUAUCAAAAAGAAAACACGGAGGCUAGACUGAUUCAUUAUUGAUGCAUUGCAAUAGCUAUAGUUUAGAAAGUCUCUAAUCGGAACUCUUAUCAUUUAAAGUAUAUCUAUAUAAUUGUAUCGUGGAUAACAUAUUGUGGUCAGAAUGUUUCAAGUUUGAAAGGGUAAUUGUCUUCAAAUAAAAAGAAGGCAAAAGUCUUAUAACAACCAGUACACCACAUGUAUCAUAUUGUUUAACACUAUAUUUUUAUAACACUUUCUAGACUUAAAAAAAACAAUAUCAGAUACUUGUACUUCAAUAUUAACAACUUUUGUUUAAUAGGAAUUCCUCUUCUUGUUCAUUCGCAUAGUAAAUUAAAGAUGUUUUUUCUGUGUGCAAUGGUAAAAUUCUUAACUGGGUAAAAAUUUCAAGAAAAACAUUUUGAAUUUACACAGAGGAUAAUAUAAAGUAUGAUGAAAUUUGUUGUUGAUACAGUUUGAAAUUAUUAGAUAGGUUGUUCUAAACAUCAUUUUUAUGUUGAGAUAUUUAUGGUGUUUGCUAGAAAUAUGAAGUACAUAGACUUAAAUGAUCUUAUACCUUUAGUUACUAAUAAUUUCAAAAACAUACAUAUUGUCUAAAAACAUGUCUGUAAAUAAUAAUAUUCAUUAGAUUUACAUGAUGUACUGUGAAAUCAUUAUUUUUUGUGGGGCUCUAUUUUUUGGGUUUUUUGAGUAUUUUAUGGUGACUUGAUUUCAGAGAUGAAUCAACUUCCAUUUAUUUUAACAUUUUGAUGACAUAAUUUUUGGCUUAAGAGUACCCAAGAAAUCAAUUAUAAACAAAUUCCCCACAAAAAUUAAUGACUUUACAGUAUUUUAAAGUAAUACAGUAAGUUAAUUGUCAUCAGAGUGCCUUUUUAUUCUAUUAUAGCUUUGAUACCACCAUUUUGUUUGUGCUGAAAAUUUGAUAUCUAUGUCCCCAUCAACAUGAGACACUGCCAUUCAUAUUUUGAAUUUUACCUGUAUACAAAUAUCUACCUACACUAGAGAUUGUUCAUCCAAAGCUACCUGAUUUGUAACCUAAUCAUCAGUGUUGGUAUAUAAUGGAAUUUUCAUCAAUGUUAACUUGCAUUGAAUUGAAAUCCUUUCCCAUCAAUGUUGACCUGUAUCUGAAACUUAAUAUAGAAAUUUUUCAAUUCACAAAAUUCCUCCCAUGUUCAUUUGUUAAUUAAGAUAUUUUGUUAAGUUGUGUGUGGAACUACUGAGUUAUCGUUGUACAUUUUAUAGGACCCAAAUGAAUAAAAUCAAUUUUGAUUUAUGAACCACCUGUAGUGGUAGUUAUAUGCUUUUGCAACAAGUGAUAUCUUUCUUUUAACUUCUAAUGAAGGGUAAUAUAUGAUGUACUGUAAAGUCCAUAUCAUUUUUCUGGUGGACCACGACCAUUCUCUGGUAGACUCAGACCAUUCUCUAGUGGAGUCAUACCAUGUUCUGGUGGAGUCAUACCAUAUUCUGGCAGACUUGGUCCAUUCUCUGUGUUAAUUGGCUGUAUUAGUGCUUACAACCGGUCGUAAAUCAUGAAAUGUCAAGUUAUGAAAUGACACUAAAUUCCAUAUCUUUUUAGUUGUUUCCAAAAUUAGUGAAGAAAGCAACAUUUUGUACCUAGAAUGAAAUAUUGUGUUUCCUGUAAAAACUGAGCUCCAGAAUAAACUAACCUUAAAUCAUUUGUAAUUUAUAUAAUCUAAGUGGUUGAUAAACCAAUGGAUUCUGAAACUAUUCUUGAUCUCUGUUGUUUAAUGGAAUCUUGAUAUUUUCAUGUUCAUAUUGCAUUUAAAUUCUGUCAUACAUGAUACCUGAGCUUAUUAUAUAUAUUUUAGUUACUAAUUUUAUCAUUUUUAUAUGAACACAUAGAUCUAUGGAAGUCCUGAUACAAAGCAGGCUUAGUUUCUUAUUUCUGCACUAAAAAUGAAUUUUUUCUUUACCUUAAACAAUAUACAAGUAUUUCAUGAAUGCAUAUUUAAAGAAAGAAAUGUUACUUCAAACAUCUGUGAGAUGAAAACCAGUAGUUUAAUAUGCAUUUAGAUACUAUUUCUUGUUUUGAGUUUUACUGUUCACUUUGAAUAUCCUGUUUUGAUUGUAUGUUGCUACAUGUUUCUGUUUGUAGAUGUCCUAUUUUAUAAUCAGAGUUACAUAGUUUGUUAUCUGCCAGUAGAGUUAUUUAUCUUUGAUGCAAAUAUAACAGUAGCUAAUUAGUUUCUUCUGCAGUUGUAAUUAAAUGCUAUUCCUAUAAUGCAGCAAUGAUUCAUUGUAAUUUGACUUAAUGUUUCAAUAUCGUGUGUAUGUCCGUAUUGUUUCAGAAAUCAUCAUUUUGAAGUGAGACCUUGUUUAAUAAUCAAAGUUGAGCCGUUUUUAUGUCUUUUGUAUCCAUUACAAAUUCAAGUUGAACCACUUUUUGGGGAUGUUUUAACAAACCAUUGUGUUAACAUAUUUUUUAUGGUAAAGAAAACAUUGCUUUGAUAAGUGUGAAUUUGGUGCUUGUAUCAAAAACUUCCAUUAAAACUCAAGUUAAAAGAACUUGAGCUACAGAAGAAGUAAUUAUAUAUAAAAUUGAUAUUAACUUAA